AUGAAAACACCUGGAAAGAGAAAGUAUGUGAAAAUGGGCCGGAUAUGGGAUCAACCAAAAAAAACCGGACACGCAAUUCUGUGGGAUGCACAACUCAGGGCGAGUUUACACGGAUUCUUCACAAAAUUUACUGUGCAUGGCUUCAAACAAGGAUUGUGCUUUGCUCGUGAUCUGGCUGAAUACGGAACAGACAGUCCACAUUGGAAAUCAAGUUCGGAAAAUGGAUGCUUUGGGAACAAUAUCUCCGAUUCAGACUCUGAUAUGACUCUGUACAGAAAAAGGACUGGCCAAAACCUCUAA
Caenorhabditis briggsae is the source of this 300-nucleotide messenger RNA. The coding region runs from base 1 to 300 and encodes 99 amino acids. The record is from RefSeq and is a predicted model, not a curated record. NCBI's taxonomy places the organism in Eukaryota, Metazoa, Nematoda, Chromadorea, Rhabditida, Rhabditidae. The transcript is spliced from 2 exons.